UCUCUGCAUACUGGACGGAACAGUGCCUUGUCCCCACGGAAAGGAGCUAUUUCAGUCUUCACUAAGGAAUCAUCUAACACGAUUCAACAUAACCCUGUUGAGACUUCCUUUAUUUUAAAGAUAGGAGCUGAAUUUAUUUCAUUUGCUGCUGGAGAUUAAAUGACAAGCAAAAUCUACUGUUAGGUUAGAUUUCCAGGACACGGCGUACAAGUGGAAAAUGCAAAAAACGGCACUACUCUGUUACCUCCUGUUUGCUUGUCUGUGUAUCAUUCUCGCUCAGAAUGAUGGUUAUAAAAUGCCUAGGAGAGGAAGAAGGAGAAUGCACUACAGAGGCUUAAGAAGGGGUUCCUUAAGAAACAGGAGACCAAACAAGCAGCCACAAGCCAAAUCCCCAAUCCCUACAAUUCCAGUGCCAAGCAUUCCUCUUAUUAAUACUGAUGGGGAAAUUACAGAAGUAAUUGACUCUCUCAUUGGCUUGGAUGGACACGAAUCCAGUUACAGUGUUUUACCAGGAAAGGAAGGACGCUGUUUUGCAAAUGGGAUUAUUAUGUAUGAUAAGGCUGCAUGGUCUCCUAAACCCUGUGUCACAUGCCUCUGCUCAAAAGGAAAGGUGUUGUGUGAUGAAACAUUAUGCCGUCCUCUGACAUGUCACAGAACCAAGAUACCUGAAGGAGAGUGCUGCCCAGUAUGCACAGAUAUUGUAUUAAGCAGUAUUUCACUUGGUGACGCAUCAGAAUUUUCUGGUGAUUCCCCAGAGCCCAAUGAUCUUAGUGUUAAAGCAAUGCAAAAGGCACAUACCCCAGAUGAAAGGGAUGUUCUGUUUAAAAAGGAGGGACAACUUCUUGAAAAGAAAAAAAAUAUUGUAAAAGAGAACAGGAAGAGAAAAAGAAUAAAAAGUCAGGGAGAGGGGAUAAAACAAGGACACGAAAAUGAUCAAAAGGAUGAAGAGUCAAAAAGGAAAAUGGAGGAAGAAAAACGAAGAGCAUAUGAAGAAGAGGAACUAAGAAUUGAAAAAGAACUUAACAAAAAAGAGGAAGAAAGUGAAGAGAAGGAAAAUGAACAUGAUGAAAAUGAGGAUGAGGACCAGGUGGAGGAAGACAUUCUGCGUGGUGAUGUAUUCAGAAUGCCCCCUCGUUUCCCAAUUCCUGAGCCUUAUGCUGAAAUUCCUCCUCUGCCUACUGGAUGCUCUAUCUUGGACAACACAGCAAGCUGCAUUAAUGCCAAACUUACACAAAUACCACCAAUCAUGGAUGCACAGCUUACAAGCAUAGAAUUUGUAGAGAAUUCCAUUACUUCUAUUCCAGAUGACGCUUUCAACGGGAUUCCUAAUUUGGAAAGGAUUGAUCUCCGUAAAAACAAUAUCAGCUCUUCAGGAAUAGGUCCACAAGCAUUUAAAAUUUUAAAGAAUUUGAAACGUUUAUAUCUGGAUGAAAAUGCACUAGUACACAUUCCACCUGGUUUACCAUCAACGUUAGAAGAACUUAAAAUAAACGAAAACCAACUACAUGCAAUAGAUGAAAACAGUUUUCAAGAUUUAAAAAGCUUGGUGACACUGGAAUUGGAAGGAAACAAACUUAGUGAAGCAAAUGUCAGUCCUUUAGCUUUUCAACCUUUGAAAAGCUUGUCUUACUUGCGCCUUGGGCGGAACAAAUAUAGGACUAUUCCACAGGGCCUUCCCCAUUCCAUUGAGGAACUUUAUCUGGAUAAUAACCAAAUUGAAGAAAUUACAGAAAUUUGCUUUAACCGCACAAAAAAUCUAAACAUAAUUGAUUUAAGGCACAACAAAUUAGAAGAAAGCAGAAUAGCACCUUUGGCGUGGAUCAAUCAUGAGAACUUGGAAUCGAUUGAUCUCUCUUAUAAUAAAAUAUAUCAUGUUCCAUCCUAUCUGCCAAAGUCACUCCUGCAUCUUAUACUCAUCGGGAACCAAAUUGACAGAAUUCCUGGGUUUGUAUUUGGACACAUGAAGCCAGGGCUGGAAUAUCUGUAUCUUUCAUUUAACAAACUUGAUGAUUAUGGUAUUGAUCCUGUAUCAUUCUACGGGGCUUAUCAUUCUCUAAGGGAGUUCUUCUUAGAUCACAACCAGCUAAAGUCUGUGCCACUUGGAAUUGCAGAAAUGAGGUCAUUAAGUUUUCUAAGACUCAACAACAACAAAAUAAGGUCAGUUCCACCAGAGCGCAUCUGUAAAACUAGGCAUAAUCAUGAGGACCAUGAAGAAGAAGAUGAUGAUGAUGAUAAGAGUGAAGAGGAACAUGAUUAUGAAGAUUCACAGUUAGAACACCUUCAUCUUGAAUACAACUAUAUCAAUACAAGAGACCUGUCACCAUAUGCCUUUUCAUGUGUAAGAUCGUAUUCUAGUGUGAUCCUGAAACCACAGACGAUCAAAUAAAUAAACCCAAAAAUAC
Euleptes europaea (tarantolino) is the source of this 2402-nucleotide messenger RNA. It is a transcript of the gene ECM2, whose product is annotated as extracellular matrix protein 2. The coding region runs from base 218 to 2386 and encodes 722 amino acids. Gene Ontology annotation, cellular component: extracellular matrix. Gene Ontology annotation, biological process: positive regulation of cell-substrate adhesion; extracellular matrix organization. Lineage: Eukaryota; Metazoa; Chordata; Lepidosauria; Squamata; Sphaerodactylidae. Gene Ontology annotation, molecular function: collagen V binding; protein binding; heparin binding. The record is from RefSeq and is a predicted model, not a curated record. The transcript is spliced from 10 exons.